CAACUCCUUUCCCUGAUGCGAUAUAUAGCAUCCUUUUUUUUGUUUGUUUACAGUGUAAAUUCUUUAAAGAUUCCAAAAAUACACCUCGUCUCUAGAAUGAUGUCAAUGACAGGAUGUCAAUGUAGAGGUGGGGCGUGGUUGAUCUGUUACAAUAUCUUUGUCAAUUUUUUUUUUUUUUAAUUGGUACAGUUAAUUGUCUAUUAAUUGCAAACCCAUAGAAGCAUAAUUGAUAUCUUCGGUGAAAUACACAACAAGAGGGAAUAUGCUGAAAACGAAUGGAACUGAGAGCUGGAAGUAUAAACAUCGAUCUCUUUCUAAUACAGUAUUACCUCUUGCAGAUAAAUGAUAAUAGUAUUGUAAUUAUUGUUAGAUAAAGCUCAUCACAUAUAUGCCAUCACUAGUUUAUUAAAGAGAUGUUGUGAUGGAAGCAAUUUGGAUAUAUCAGUUCAGGCUGAUAAUCAUUGGGGACUCGACAGUGGGGAAGUCGUGUUUACUGCGUCGCUUUACUGAAGGGAAAUUUGCAGAUUUCUCAGACCCCACGGUCGGUGUGGAUUUCUUUGCCCGGCUGGUAGAGAUUGAACCAGGGAAACGAAUCAAACUACAGCUCUGGGAUACCGCGGGCCAGGAGAGAUUCAGGUCGAUAACACGCUCCUACUACCGUAACUCAGUCGGUGGGCUGUUGGUGUUUGACCUAACCAACCGCAGGUCUUUUCAGCAAGUAAAGAAUUGGUUAGAUGAAGCCAAGAUGCACGUGCAACCUUUCCAAAUCGUGCUCAUGUUGGUAGGGCAUAAAUGUGACCUUGGUCUCCAGCGUCAAGUGACGAGGGAAGAAGCUGAAAAGCUGGCCUUGGCCUGUGGUAUGAAAUACAUUGAGGCUUCCGCCAAAGACGCCAUCAAUGUAGAGGAGUCUUUCACCAUUCUCACCAGAGAUAUCUAUGAGCUGGUGAAGAGAGGUGAGAUAAAUAUUCAAGAAAACUGGGAGGGAGUGAAGAGUGGCUUCAUUCCAAAUGUUGUCCAUUCUUCAGAAGAGGCUGUGAAACCUGGACGGCGAUGCCCUUGUUAAGUUGCUGUUGGGGAAGAAAUGCCACUCCGCCAACAGCAAGAGCUACGUGCAUUGUGAAGAGUGCUACCAAGCACAUUGCUAUUCAGAUAUAUAAUACAAAUAAAUAACACAUGUUUUUUUAAGAUGUAAAAGAUGCAUUGCUCUGUGGAGUUUUCCAAUAUUGCUCUCCAACACAGUAUAAUAUAGCCCUACUGUAUCAUUGGUUAUCUAAUCCAUACAAUGAGUGAUGGUUCAAAAUGUGUAGAUUCAGUAGCAUAAUAUUCUGCUAUAUAUAGAUUACCAUAAUAGUGCUUGUGCAACUGAUUUUGUUAGAGGAGUUAAAACAAAACAUACAAAUUGCACGUAAAAACAGGGCUGGUUUAGCCAGUCAUUUCUAUGUACAUUUUGUAAAUAUAUGAAGGAAAGCUGCCUGAAUGCACAUAGCAGUAUUUUGUAAUGGGAGGCAAGUGCACAUUAUAAAGUAAUUGCCUUACCACAUCAAAGAAAGUUUUGCAGCUGAAAUGUGCCUCAUUAGUGCAAUCAAGCUUUAAAAGCAUGAGAAGUCUGUUGCCAUGUCAAGUACGGUAAUGGAUUAGUGAAAUAAAGUAGGAAGGUUUCUAGAUAGUAAGUUGCAUUUCUUGCAAUUCGUGUUAAUGGGAGCUGGUUUCAGUUUUUGAAAGUGUGAAGUCACAGGCACAUUUUCUGAGAGGAAUAAAAAAAACAUUUUGUAAUGGUACAAAACUAGCAAAACUCAAAUGUAUGAAGGAGUAGUUCAAUUAUUGUUACAAAAUAGUUUGAUACUGUUAAAAUGACUCUCUAAAAAUGUACCUGAGCACUUGCUUCAAAAUGUUUUUAAUGACUUUCCAUUUUCUCUUUGAUUUAGCCAUCAAUGCAAGUACAUUUCAUAUAAUCAAGCUGUGAGAGUCUUGCAAAUAAGUGUCUUAUGGAAAUUGAGCUUCGGGUGCCAAGGUUUUAAAAUAUCUAUACAUCUUGUGCACUGACAUAUGCUAUGUAGAUGACAUAUGUGUAGUUUUGAAAGGCACACAUACCUAGUAUUGUACUAGCUAUCAGAAAAGUCUGCAAUCUAGCUCACAGUGUGCAUGCCUUGCAUAGCUUUCUUAAUUCACUAUUGUACCAAAUAUCAUGUUGUUAAAUGAAUAUAUGGUUGCAAUAACAUGUUUCUUUCCAAACUGCCUACACAUGUGAGACCACACAUAGCGAAUUGCACUGGUAAGAUUCAUGGAGUUAGCUGUAACCACUGCAAAGCUUCAGGAUUUCUAUUGUAUUAAAAAAAAAAAGUUUACUGUUAUAAGUAGAUGUUAUGUGUGAAUGUUUAUGAAUGUAUUCUAUUUUUAAACCAAAAAUUGUUGUACUUUUUGGUCAAGCCUAGAUUGAUUUAGAUAAGAAUAAUGACAAGCCACUGAAAGGCAUGGAAGGAAGGCAGUACCCUAAUUCUCUUUGAAUGAGAUCACAGUCAUUGCUGCACAUCUGCCACAUUCCUGUAUAUAGGGGGAAACACAGGGAGUUCUGAAAUCAAGUUACUCAAAAAUCUAGAACCACUGGAAAAUAAUCCUACAAACAGGCGCACUUACAAUGAUUGUGUAUAGCACUGCAAACAUAUAGUCAUGGGUGCUUAUAUCCUUGCCAAUGCGAUACAAUUAAACUCUGACUUGGGUGCAUGGACCAGUAUAUGAAACCAAAGGACUGAGUGCAUUUGCAUAGAAAACGCUGCAGUAUAAACCCAUGUGCCUACAUGCAUAAUUAUAUGGUACGUGAAACAGUAUGUGAAACGUGUUUAAUUUUAUUAUUAACUUUCUCAGUAAUGGCAAAUCUGUAAUAACUUACCAGUAUCAUUCAAAACAAGUUUCCAUUCACUCUAUUCCUACGAAGCCAAGACAAUACCCAUUUCCGGACUCAAAGCGUGUAACCGAAGGGGAAACGAAUGGGAUAUUAAGUACUGCCUGCAUUAUUUGUUUGCUGCCUUUUUCUGUUUACCACUGUUUGUCAAACACGACCCAAUGUUAAUGGUAUUUUUACUUGCUAUAAUACCUGCAUACUUAAAAGCUGCAUGCUAGUAUAUACUGCAUUAUUGACCAUUAUUUGAAUAGUUCAGUUAUUUAUUGGCAGUAUUUAGUUCAAUGUUGGAAAUCUAUUGUCUGUAUAUUCAGAAAAUAUCUAUCAAUUAUGUGGUUGUUUAUUUGUGUGCGUCUAUAUAUAUAAACAAACAAAAAAUAAAUCAGCAUCUGGGGGUACCGUAUUGCUGAAUUGAAUGGCACACCAACAUGACGUGAUAAUCCUCAACCCCAAAACGUUUUGGUCAGCUGUUUGUUACAUCAUCUUACAUAUGUAACCAUUGUUGACAUGUGUGAGGUCACAUAGUAUUAGGAGUUACUGCGCCCCCAGCUCGGGAAUGUGUUUACCACAGAAUCCACUUCCCUUUGGUCUAGUGAAUUCAUUUCCAGUUUUGUUUCUGUACAUUAGGAACUAUUCCAAACUCGGUUUAUGUGGCACUAUGGUAAAUAAAGACCAUUUAUUAUUUAUUUAAAAACAAACAAAACUGGAUUAAUGGUACAUUUCUUUUUUUAAUUUUCACCAGGGAUUCAAUUUAGUUCCCAUUAGCACAUCCAUAUCAAAAAGGAAGGCCAAAAUUGUUAGACAAUCUAUGUGCAAUAUUUUAAGUGCCCUUGGAGCAAGACGUUAUUAUACAUGCUAUGUAUUUAUCCAUGUCUGUUUUAUUCAAUAUAUUUUUUGUGAUAUUUUAAAGUUCCAGUAAUAGCAGUGCAAUAUCGUAACUCCUGUGACUGCAAUUGUAUUUUAAAUGAUAUGAAGUAAUCAAUAAAUAACAGUGUGUUGCUAGUUCAUUCUAGUUUACACUUUAAACACAUUACGCUGUUGCUGCUUUGAAAUUGAAGCAUGCGAUCAGUUGGCUACCAGUUUCUGAGGUUUUCCAGUGGACUUUUCCAGUGGACUGCUCAGUGCUUACCCCUGGCAUAUCCUUGUCGCCAGCAACACCCCACAGGGCAUCACAGGGGUUAUCAUUCAUGGAUUAAUUUACUGUUCAAGCAUUCAGUGUGAAAUUGUGUGGCAGUUCAUAUGUAAUCAUGUUGUAAUUAACAGAACUUAAAAAGUGUUCCCAUUGUUGUUUGUUGCUUUAACAAUAUAUGUUAGAUUUCCAUUGCUCAAAAUGUAAACAGGUACUUGCCACAAUUAUAAACAACGUUAUGAAAACAUGCCAAGUAUUUUCAAUGACCAGAACGUGCAUUGGAGUUAUUGUUCAUAUAGAAAGAGUAUUUAGUUUACUAUCUGGUCCUGAACUCUUGAUUGUAUUAUGUUGAGCCUUACUGUGCUUUUAUUGAAUAUUAUUGAACGUCUCAUUCAGGUUCACUCUACUGAUUUACCAGUGUUCAACAUUGUCAGAAGAUUGAGAUGCAUCCAAUUACUGAUUUGUUAUCAUUUACAGUUUAUUAAUUUAGAGUUAUAGAAACGUGUUAUAAAGUGAUGGUGGAAUAAUUACAUGGCUCACAUAAUUAUUUUUAAUGUUGUUUUUAUCAAACUUAUCCAGAUUUAAUAUGAGGUGUUUUAGAAAGUUGUUCCCAAAGGAAAGUCUCAUGAUUGCACAGACCUACUGAUAAUCAAGUGCAAUAUGAUUUAAUCAGAUGUGUUUGUCUGCCACUCUCUAUUCCCUUAUUGCUUCACAAUAGGUCGUAUUUUCCUUCUGUAUACACCAGUGUAAAGUUGGUCUCAUUUUCUUAAUGCUAUAACACUAAUAAAUGAAGCCAAAUCGUU
Acipenser ruthenus (sterlet) is the source of this 4828-nucleotide messenger RNA. RefSeq names its product ras-related protein Rab-39B-like. The record is from RefSeq and is a predicted model, not a curated record. Gene Ontology annotation, biological process: Rab protein signal transduction. Gene Ontology annotation, molecular function: GTPase activity; GTP binding. Gene Ontology annotation, cellular component: Golgi membrane. Lineage: Eukaryota; Metazoa; Chordata; Actinopteri; Acipenseriformes; Acipenseridae. Bases 422 to 1063 code for a protein of 213 amino acids. The transcript is spliced from 2 exons.